AUGGUGUUACCUGUUGUCGAAGUCUCCCACCUCCCGUCAUCUUCAUCGUACUUUGCAGCAAUCCUCCAACCCCUUGGACUCGUGUAUAUCAGUUCUGACGAUAUAUCACACCCAGCUCCCCUGUCAGUGGUGUUUGGUACACCGACACGCCCGGUUCUUGAAAUCAGGCAAGUCUUGUCACCCGGCGACGUACACCGACCAGUCCAUCUUGUAUUCACAGCGCCAACAAGAUCUGCUGUAGCCAACUUCUAUCAACGUGGUAUCCAAGCGAACCCGUCACAGACACUCCUGCUACAAGGAUCGACUGAUCGUGAUACCCUGCCCAAUACUGGCUGCAUGAGAGCAACUGUCAUUGACAUGGACGGCAACAGGAUAGAAGCUGUGUAUCUUGGUCAACAGUCCUUGGAUGACACAGCGAAGAAGAGCACCCGUAAUGGUGGGCAAACUUGGACAGGCUUGAUCGACCAUGGUUUAAAGUACGGUCAAGGUGCCUCUACACCCGUGGUGAGCGCUCGGGUCUUUUCCCAGCGUGAACCAUGUGGGCAACAGUCGAGUGAAUCAUCACAUCGGACAACUCAUGAGUUCUCACGAACUUUCUCGGAAAAGGAUUCACUCAACUCGAAAUCUUUGCAGUCCACGAAUACACAAGCUGGGGAGUCACAAGGAGUAUCAGGCACAAUCAACACAUCUACUGUUGUUGGUACACUUCUGGGUUUAGCUGCUGGCGCUAUCCUCACUUACGGAAUAGUUUCCAGCGACAAGCACGAAGCUACACAUAAUCAUGCCGACAGUUCACCGGCCUCGUCACAAAAGGUCAAAUCAGGUCCAAGGUUUCCUGGAGCGGGAAAUCAUGGAGAUGGAGGGCCUGGUUUCUCGAGUAGAGAUAUGCCAGUGAAGGCAACUGCCUUCCAAUAUGACCUCCCGCACCGAAGUCCAUGGAGUCGGCAAUUGGGGGGAUAUGAAGCUCGGGUCACGCGGAGGCCUCCGCCGGUUCAAUCGUCGGAUGCAGGUGUAGGCCAGGUCAGGCCGCAAGCCUUGCGCGACAUCAAAAGCAUUAAUCUCCCUAUGGCGCCUGGGGAGAGAGGAGUUGAACGUCGACAAGUUGUAGCAGAUACCAACUGGAAUGGAGGAGACCUGAAUGAUGUUUGGGUUGGUGAUGCUACACCGCCGCCGAUUGUUGACUGUGGUUCAACCCGUCUUUCCUCGGCCAAGCGUAAUACAGGUUCUCUGGUGGUGCCAUCGGUCGCAUCGCGACCGUUAUCGAAAAUGCCACGGCAAGUCAUCCCAUCACGAGCCUCAACAGCAGCAUUCGAUCCUGAGCGAGAAACCUUUGUGUCCGCUAGGUCUCGCGUGUCUUCUUCGCCCGUCGACCAGACGCCACGGCAUAUGAACCCCGUACCGGCGACAGUCGAGCCCUUUAGCCGUGCCCAAUGGAUGCCCUCGUCUAUGAGUCAUGUCUCCGCCAGCCGUAUCCCCCUACCCGAGACUAUCGUGAACAGUGGUGUUUCUGCGAGGGAAGUUCCCUUGCCUGCCAGCGGUGUGGGGAGCAGCUGUGCUGACUGGGGGGACGAUAACGAUAGCAUAGCACCCAGCGAUAGCAUCAGUUGCGUGGGAGCAGGGAGGAGACGCGGUGUUUAA
This is a messenger RNA of Metarhizium brunneum ARSEF 3297, 1638 nucleotides long. RefSeq lists its product as uncharacterized. NCBI's taxonomy places the organism in Eukaryota, Fungi, Ascomycota, Sordariomycetes, Hypocreales, Clavicipitaceae. The record is from RefSeq and is a predicted model, not a curated record.